Molecule: messenger RNA, 1857 nt
Organism: Paramecium primaurelia
Lineage: Eukaryota; Ciliophora; Oligohymenophorea; Peniculida; Parameciidae
Source: the annotation of a GenBank genome assembly
AUGGGAAUUAUGUUAGGAAGUUAAAAAAGUUAAUAAUUCAGUGUAAUAGUUCUGUGCUUACUAAAAUAAAAUUAAUACGAAACUUUAGGAUUUAAUUAUAGCCUACUCAACAAGAAAUUAAAUAUAUUUCCCACUUUUAUAAAAAACCCCUUUAGAAUUUUUGUUAAUGACUUAGAUGUUUUUCAAACCUCAUAAGAAUUUUCAGAAUUUGUCUAAUGUGUAAACUUGGAAAGCUAUUUAAAAACAAUAGUUAUUUUUAUUGAUGUAAGUUUUCAAUAAAAAUUUAUUAACAAUUAUUACAACAUAAUAUCGAGUGAAAAUUAUAAUCAAAUUUCAAAAAUAGUUAUAUUUGAUGAAAAAAUAAAUGCUUCUUAACAAGAUUACUCAUAUAUCUAAAAAUAUUAUAAGAAUAUCUCAAUUUUCACUAAUAAAUAGUAAUGUUUUUAGAAGAUUUUAGAAAAUUGUUAGGAUUAAUCAUUUUGUCUUAAUAAUUAACUAAAUCAUAAAAGUACAAAAGUUGAUGAAUAAAUUAUUUAAAAUAUUACAAAUAUAAUUGAAAAUGAGAUUUCAAAAUUAAAUACUAAUUAAUACCAAAGUGCGAUAUAAUUUGAACAAUUAUACUAGUAUUUAACUGAUAUGAGAAAUUAUAUUAUUUAAAUAUAAUAUACAUCUAUUCCUCAAAACUAAAGAAAUUAAUAUAUUUUAUAACUAAAAUUUAAUUAUAAGAUUAUGGAACAAAUUAGCCGAUUUAUAAAUUGUGUUUUUGAUUAAAUAAAUUAGUUGAUAAUGAACUUUUAAAAAGAUUUUUAUUUUUGUCAUACUUGUAGGGUGUAUGUGUAUAAAUCUAAAAAUAAUUAUACAAGUAGCAUAUUUUUUAAUAGUUUUUUCAAAAACUAAUUUUGUUAAAAUUGGAAUUUUGAAUAGGCCUCUUUUAAUAAUUUAAUAAUUCAUUAUAAAUCUUAGAGAACAUGUUUUUAGAUUGAACAUUGUUUAUAAUAUCUAAACUAAAAUCAAAUGGUCUAAUCAGUUAAUGAUUAUAGUCAAUCAAAUGUAGUAAAUAAUUAAAAUCAUCAUAUUAUAUUAAUAGGAAAAACUGGAGUUGGUAAAACAACAAUAUUCAAUUUUUUAUGUGAUGGAAAAGCUUCCAGAUUUAAUGAAUCAACCUAGGAACCUAUGGUGAAAAAGUGUUUAAAUAGCAAUUUAACAAUAAUGGACACACCUCCAUUUGAAUUAGAAAAAAAUGAUUUAAUAGAGGAUGGUGAAAAAAUAAAAUAAAAAUUCUCAAAUAUUCUAACAUAAUAAUAAGUAUCAUAAAUCUUUAUAAUUGUUAAAUAUGAAAGAUUGUCAGCAAUGAAGUAAAACAUGGUAGCUUGUCUUAAAUUUUUAGAAUCUUUUAGAGAUAAAAUAUCUAUAAUUAUUUUUAAUGAUAGUGAUAAUAUUGUAUAGGAAUAAUAGAAUUAUUUAGAAAAAACAUUUGAGACUAAUAGAAUUUUGAUAUUUAAUAAUAGAUUUGCUUAAGGUAACCUAAAAGAAGAUAUAGAAAAACACUUAUAUAACUUAAGAGCAAAAUUAGAAUAUUUAAAGAUAGAAAAUACAGAAUUUGAUAUAGAUAAAAGUAAGAAUGAAUAAAAUGCUAUGAUAAAAAAAUUAGAAAAAAUGAAGAUGUAAAACAAAGAAGUUGAUAUUCAAGAAUUAAAUGAAGAAAAUUAAUCCAAUUCCUUAAAAAUUGAAUUGCUCAACACAGAAUAAUCAGAAUAAGUCAAAAAAUAAAAUUUGAAUUCAUAAAAAAAUUUAGACUACUGCAUUAUUAUUGCAAAAGAAUAAAAUAAUACAUGCUCAUUAGUCAAGUCUGAUUGA